Molecule: messenger RNA, 2628 nt
Organism: Hemisphaericaspora subhashii
Lineage: Eukaryota; Fungi; Ascomycota; Pichiomycetes; Serinales; Debaryomycetaceae
Product: tRNase Z
Exons: 1
Coding region: 1-2628 (875 amino acids)
Biological process (GO): mitochondrial tRNA 3'-end processing
Cellular component (GO): mitochondrion
Molecular function (GO): 3'-tRNA processing endoribonuclease activity
Source: RefSeq, a predicted model, not a curated record
AUGGAACAAGCUCCGGCAAUUAAACAAGGUCAAAUAAACCUACCCGCGCCGUUUUGUAUGACUACUUUGCUUCAUUUAACUGAUGAAACUGCUAGACCUUUAAUUAGCUUAAGUACCCACAAGGGCCGAUAUCUUUUUGGGAAAGUUCCAGAAGGUUCCCAACGAAUUUUGAACACCUUCAAAUUGCGUUAUAAUAAUCUUAAAGGUAUUUUUCUUUCAGGAACAAUUAAUUCAUGGACAGAUAUUGGUGGUCUUGCUGGACUUUUCUUGACUAUAUCCGAUGGAAGUUCUAAAGAUGUGAAUGUAUUUGGUAAUAGAAACUUAAUUCAAUAUAUUAUUGCAACUUGGAGACAUUUCGUAUUUAGAAAAGGAGUUAAAAUCAACAUUACUGAUCCAGAAUCUGAUCUAAUACACGAUGGCGAAGAAGUAAAUAUUUUCAGUAUUAAAAUUCCUAGGGAUAAACCUACCCAUACUACUCGCAGAGAUAGGCAGAAAAUCCACAAUAGUGCAUUAGAUAAACUUAUAUCAUGUAUGUUCCCGAUGGAUACCAGUAUUGUGAAUAGCAAAGAUCCAGAAUCUUACACCAAGAUAGAUCCUAGCCUUCAUACGUAUGUUGAUUUGCCGCCAGCUCCUCACGUAUAUCAAUCACAAGAAUCAUACUCUUAUUUGAUACGAAUUUUGCCUGCUCCCGGUAAGUUCAAUCCUAAGGAGGCCAUUGCUCUUGGGGUGAAGCCGGGUCCUUUGUUUAGACAGUUACAGUUGGGUCUGGUUGUAUUGAAUGAAGCCGGGGAAGAGGUCCAUCCUCAUCAAGUCAUGGGCGAAAGCAGAAAAUUGUCGAAAGUAUUGGUUGUGGAUAUUCCAAAUAAUUUUUAUUAUGGCAAUACGAUUAAAUGUAAAGAAUGGUUUAUCAAAGAUGAAAAGAAAGGAGAUGAAGAUAUUGGAUUGGUUUAUCAUUUCUUGGGAGCUGAUGUUGAUUUCAAUUUGGAAAAAUAUACAAAAGACUUCUUGUGUCAAUUUCCUCAAGAUACCCAACAUGUCAUUAGUCAUCCUUCAAUGACUAACAAUACAAUAUUAAACAUCCGUUCAUCGUGUAAUAUUUUAACUUUGAAAUCAUUAAUGAAUGAAAAUUUCAAUGUAAUAAACCUGGAGCCAUACGUGCCUUUAAAUCCAAAUGAUAGAAUAACUAGGCUUCACGCCCUCCAAACAUAUUGUAUAACCUAUGAUGGAAUUCAACCAGAUACCUCGGCCAUUUUUGAUGGUGACAGCGAACAGAUUUAUAAAGAGAAGGUUAUUCCUUCACUUGAACCGUUAGAUGUCCCUAUUAAAUCAUUUUCAGAGUUGGCAAAUAAGAAAAUAGACUUCCUGUCAAGCAAGAGCAGUUCUUCGCUCAAAGACCAAGUUCAAGUUAUUACCUUGGGUACUGGUUCAUCUUUACCUACUGCGAGUAGAAACGUUACUGGAAACUUAGUAAGAAUUCCAUUCCGGAAGACCAAAGAUUCUGAUAUAACUUUUAGAAGUGUUUUAUUAGAUGGUGGUGAAGCCACCCUUGGAAAUCUUAAGAGAAUGGUAGGUCCUAAUGGAUCUCAAGAGUUAUUGAAAGAGUUGUCUUUGAUUUUCUUGAGUCAUUUACAUGCGGAUCAUCAUUUAGGUAUUGUUUCCGUAAUCAAUGAAUGGUUUGAAGUGAAUCACGAUGAUGACGAUGCCAGAUUGCAUUUGAUUGUACCAGAUGACUAUAUUAUGUUCUUGGAAGAUUGGUAUUCAUUGGAAGAGAACUACCAUAAGUUUUAUAAUAAGGACAAGCUUCGUGUCUUCAGUGCAGAAGCGUUCGUACCUCCUCUGCGUGCGACCGGUCCAGUGAGACCAAUUAGCUUGAAACAGUUUGAAAGAAUAUUUGAUCUGGGUGAGAAACAUGAUGCUUUUCGUGUUCCAGUUAAUGUUGAUACUAGUGAAAUUUACAAAAUGUACGAAUAUAUUGGGUUGAAGAGAGUUGAACUCGCCAGAGCUCAUCAUUGUGCAUUUUCUUAUAGUUCAGUAAUGAAGUAUAAACUUAGCAAGGACGAGAACUUUAUUGUAUCAUAUUCUGGUGAUACGGCUCCAAACCCAUAUUUUGCAUAUAUAGGAUAUGGAACCGAUUUAUUAAUUCAUGAAGCAACCUUUGCGAACUCUUUAGCUAAGGACGCAUAUGAAAAGAAGCACUCAACAAUGAUUGAAGCCAUACACGUUGCGCUUUGUAUGAAUUGUCCCAAAAUAAUUCUUACACAUUUCAGCUCAAGAUUCGCAAACACUAAUAAUUGCAUCAAAAGAACUAGGAUGAAGGAGGCUGCUGAGCAUGUUGAGCACUAUAUGAAAAACAUGAGAAGAAGGUCAGAGAUCUUUGAUUUUGAUAUUAAAUCGAACCCAUUGAAAUAUUCAAAAACAUACGAUAAUUUAGAGAUAUAUUUUGCUUAUGAUUUGAUGUCUGUCAGAUACAGUGAUAUAAAAUUACAAGAGAAAUAUUGGGAUAUUUUUGAUGAAAUAUUCACGCCAAGUAUGUUUGAAAGAGAAGUUGAUGAAAAUUUUGAAGAAGAAGGUGUACCUCCAAAAGAUGCACCAGCAAAAAGACAAAAAAUCACCGAUCAAUGGUACUGA